AUGAAGACUACCGCCUUCCUGUCCACUUUCGCUCUGACCGCUGCCGUCGCUCACUCGGCCGCCACGAAAUGUGACAUGGGCGAGAUCCAGGGCUUGCUCUUUUCGAACGCGACCAAGGGGCUCGCCAAUUGCCAGAAUGCCACGGGCAUCGACAUCUUCUCAGUCAGUGAGUUCCCCACGCUGGAGCAGGUCACGGAUCUCUCGCAGAACGUCGACUGCACCAACUACCUGAACCAGGUGAACCAGGUGGCCAACCAAGAGACCCAGUGCAACGUUACGAUCGAGGGCGUCAGCGUCAACUUUGGAACGCUCAUUGCUAGUUUCCUCACAGGAAAGACAGGCAACGAGUCGGAUUCCGGCAGUGGCUCCAUCGAGGUCCCAAGCGACAGUGGCUCUGGAUCGGAAUCGUACGACCCGCCUACUAUCAUCAGACCUGCUGGCUCGAACGGCGCCUCAGGUGCCUACGCUCUUUCGCUUGUCGCCUACUGUGUUGCUGCCACCGUCGCGCUGGCGUUGCAGUAG
Hyaloperonospora brassicae is the source of this 522-nucleotide messenger RNA. The record is from the annotation of a GenBank genome assembly. Lineage: Eukaryota; Oomycota; Peronosporomycetes; Peronosporales; Peronosporaceae.